UGGUGUAUGCUUAUCAUUUAUCUCAAAAUUUUUAUCAGGUUACCGAAGUGGCUGAUUCGUUGGUCUGAUUGUCCUAAUUAUUCACAAGACCAAUUCCAGAGAAUUUAUCGAAGAGUUCUUUUGUCAAAACUGGCGGGAAACAACCUGUUGAUCUUUGGAACAUUUCCCCCCUCGUGUUAUUCGGACGCUUCUUUUGGAUGAAACUUUUGUUGUUCGAAACAUUUGCUCGUACCGGCUGUUGUCACGGUGCAGCCUAGGGAGCAUAAGGACACAUGAUUCUGUGACGUCGCCUGUGUUGGGGGGAUGACGUCAGAAGCAUCGCCUCGCUUUCCCUCUCCACCCCCCGUUCCCAUCUCCGUGAAAGCGCGUGCGCAGGAGAUUGAGGCCCGUUCCGGAACACCUGGCAAGGGAUUCAUUCCCAAAUCAUCCCCACCUGUGGCUCCUCCAACCAGGACACUACAGCAUACAGGGUCUCAAGAAUCUACGACAUUCUCUAGCCUCACCUCAAGUCCACUUAGAAGCAUUACAGAAUCCUUGUCCCCAGGCCCAUCUCGUCGCUGUAGCGAAGGGGACAUAUUUCUCCGCUGCAAGCCCCGGCCGCCGCCGGUGGCCCCCAAACAACGGAGGGUUAGUCUAGAGCAAGGUACUUUGCCUGCUGUCCCCGAGAGACGAACUACCCUCAGUCGAGUUUUGGAGAAUAGUCAUCCUGCCCCUGCGAGCGUGUGCCAAACAGAAAAUACUUCUAAUUUUGCUUCAUUCACAAACGCUGUCGAAAGUGGCGUCACGUGCCGAGCAGAAGCAGCAGACGGUUUUAGUCCCGCUAUCUUUAGCCGCUCCCUCCCAGCUAGCUCUGCAACGACGAAGCAGCCGCAGUCUCCCCUGGAUGACAUUAUAACUUCACUCGAGAAGAUCUGUGACGAGUUUACCUUACCUGAGAAAGUGAGUAAGCGACCUGAAAGGGUUGGCCGACGUUAUACCGCUGUUGAUAGCUACCAAGAUUCUUCAUCAUAUCAACGUGGCAACGAUGAUGUUUUUGAGAAGAAACAAGCCACCUCAAAUUCUUCGCAACAAACAACUGGAGGUUCCAGCUUAUUGAAUCAUUCAUGGCAGAGCCCAAGUGAACAUGCAGGCUCUCGUAACGUGCUUGGCCCUCGUGGUAGUCCCUUGAAACCCUCGGAGUACGAGAUUUCAAACAACACCUUUGAGUAUGUCAAUCCUACAUUUGUGCAGGAUGAUGAUGAAGAAUCUGAACCUGUUAUCUACCGUUCGACGCUGCAGUUCACUCCCAAGCCGCCAGACCGACAUGCUGUGAGUGCCACUCUGCAGGUGUCAUCGCCGAAGCUUUCGUCUCCUUAUCGUGUAGAAAGAUCGGCAUCUUCUUGUUCGGACAACCAUUCAGCUGGAUUCUAUCAGAAUUUUCAAUCAAAAGACAGUUCUGACAACAACACAACUUGGAGAAAAUCAAAUGACGUUCAGACCACCGUUUUAGACCGUAGUUCGGGUGAUUUGCAGAUCCAGACUGUCCGAUCCGAUCAAAGACAAGUAUUUAAAAAGGAUGACAAGCAUAGAGAUGAAGCAUGUCCCACCUCAGGCUCUGACUCUAAACUGAAAAAACCUGUCGUUGCUUCCAAGCCCGAACUACCAAAGGUCUUGACCUCCUCUUUGGUAAGCCAGGACACUGACUACUUAAGAUUGAAGGAUAAGAAAGCACAUGAUGGUACAAGGCGUGACAGCAGUCCGUCAGAGGAACUUGAAAUUGUAAAAAAUAUUCUAGCCAACUUAGAUUUCGACAAAUAUAAGAGAAGAGCAUCAUUAGAGACCGAUCGUAAAGCUUUUGACAUGGAAGAAAAAUCUCCCAAGCCCCCUCGAGCUCAGAAGUCUGGCAGUGGGAAAUUUAAGGAUCAUCUAUUGGAUCUGUUGAAGCCUAAUUCUGAAAGUCCUAAAAACCCAAAGUAUCGCCCACUCGGUAUAAUCCGCAGCUCUUCGUUUUCAAAUGCCGAAGAAAAUGCUUUCCUGGAGGAUAGAGAAAAGGCGAAAGAGCUUCUUCAGUCUCCCAAGAAGAUAUCCACAUUACCAAGGGGGAAAUCAAAAGCACAGCACCAACCCAUUAUGAAGGUGACCUCACCCCCAGCAGUUCCCGCCGUGGCCUCUUGCCCCAGCAUCGUGAAGUUGGAAUCACGCGUCUCUAAAAGUGACACUAGGAAUCCAGAUGCUGCUCAUGACGAGGGCCUCGUUUCCGAUUCCGAGGUGGGACCCGGAGCUUACGUCACGGCGUACGUGAGUUAUAUGACAUCAUCGCUUCCCUCCCAUUCUUCCGGAAGACCUGGUCAUUUUCGUUCCGCAAGUGACAAUGUCACUUCCGCCACAUCUUUACUCAUUCCAGAAGUGCGGAUGAAAAAAACGAGCAGUGCUGAAAGGCUUUGGUCUACUGUCUCUAGUCGGCUCAAUGGCACCGAAAAACGCAAACGGCGCAAAGGAAUUGGUAGCCAGCAACCAGAUGGGUCCACAGUCCAAUCGAGUCCGGUCAAAUCUGGCACAGGACGGUCUCUGACGUAUCCUCCACAAAGGAAGAGCUCUACUUCCGAAGAAGAGCAAGAGUACUCGUCAGUGGACAGUAAUGGCCUGAAGUCUUUAAAGUUGUUGACAACUGGAUUGAUGGGUUCUGAUGCAGAUGCAGUGCAUUUGCAGAGUGACCUAUCUCUUGCUGAUAGCCAUUUAUGUCCUAGUGAAGGCACUGUGGAUGAAACUUACCAAGAUGUCGUUGACAGUGUUAUGCAUUCCCCAUCCGAGACUCAGUAUCUGUCGGUGGAUGACCAGAGCUCCAGUGGCAAUAACAAACCACACAAGAAGAAGCAUCACAGUGAUCCCGGUGGGGAAGCAUAUUCUCCAACCUCUGGUGAUGGUUUUAUGACUGACACAAUCGGGUCCUCUCGCAGUGAACCAGAGUUAGGUGGAAACGACACCCUGACGACCAUCUCUUCGUCUUGCUCAUCUGCUUCUUCAGAGACUUCUUCCAGAGCGACGCAAACUCCCCAUCAAUCAGACGAUUUACAACAUCCCCAGCUGAAGUUAGUCAUCGACGCUCAUGUGUCAAAAGGUGGUCAAGGGUAUUGGCAAGGCAGGGCAACUUCGAGUGGAUCAUGGACAUCGGGAGCAAUUACUAAUAGUCGGUUCCUUUUCCCGGACUUGGACUCAAGCAGUCAACGACUGGCUAUUGAAAACAAUCCAGCCUCCAAGAGCCCUCAAGAACAAAGAAGGUACUCUAAACGGAGGCUGAGAGGUCCGUAUGGGGAGAUGCUUGAGGAAGAAAUGCGGAAAUCAGGUGAGAAGCAGAAAGCAGCAUACAGCGAUCUCAGUUUCCUCCAAGAAAUUUCUGAAAGCAGACUUAGAAAUCAAGAUGCUUCUACUGCAACCGAGCAUAUGCCUCAACAACAAAAUCGGCCUACUAUGUUCGUAAGCAGCCAAUCCUUGGAUGACGAUAGUACAGCGUCAUCUAGAAAUGAACUUGCUAUGUGCGUUACACCCAAGCGAAAAAUAAGCGCUAAUUAUCCUUUGUUAACUGACGGAGAACAUGUGCCGAUCGCGAGCGACGAAGAAUUAUCCUCCGCUAAGCUGACACCAGAGGCACCUUUGGCUAAACUGGAUAAGGUUCUCGAUGAUGAUAGUACUACUGAUAGUAAAACUCCCUCGCAAGAGACAGUGAAAAGUGAGGUAGUCGAAGCAUCAGGUCAAGAUUCUAAAGUGGUUAACAAAAAUUGGGACACCAGGACCCAUGUCGUGUACGAGAUUGUGGAAACAGAGAGAUCAUAUGUUGAAUCUCUCCAGACUCUGGUUAACUAUAUGGGAGCCCUUAAGAGUGCAGAUUACAGUGGAGUUGUAGAAGGGGGUAUUGUUGACGAAAUCUUCUUUCAAAUACCUGAAAUUCUGAAUAUCCAUGAGUUGUUUCUUGAUGGUCUCCAAAAAAGGUGUAAAAAUUGGGAAAUACAGUUCACCAUUGGAGAUAUUUUCAUAGAAUCGUUCGCCAAGGAUGAAUUCACAAAGCAAGUUGUAAUUGAUACUUAUACAGCAUUUAUCAAUAACUGGAAAUGUGCUAAGGAUGCUACAAAAAUCGCUACGCAAGCGAAGCCGGCUUUUGCAAGAUUCUUAGAGCACAUGUCCCGUGAACACAAAGGCAAACUUGCCCUUGAUGCUCUUCUGAUUAUGCCGGUGCAGAGAAUCCCACGGUAUGAGUUGCUGAUAAAAGAGCUUUUGAAGCAUACAAAUAUGGAUCAUCCAGAUCAUCAUCUUCUAGUCCAAGCUCAAAAAGAAGUCCACGACCUAGCAGUAAAAAUAAAUCGCGUAGAACGUGAAGCAUACCAAGUAGAGCAAAUGCAGCAAAGAGUUCGAGAUAUUGAGCAACACAUUGAAGGAGUGGUAGAUUUAUGUAUUCCUGACAGAGCUUUCAUACGACACGAUGUCGUGACUAUCCCGACUGUUCAGAGUAAGGGAGGUCUUGGUACAAGGAAAGAAAGAUGUCUGUUCCUAUUCUCUGACAUACUUCUUAUUACUAGUAUUAAGAGAAAAAGUACAGCUAUAAGAAAACCUUCAACCGCCCCCUCGACAUCGACAACUACAAGCCCGUCGCAAACACCAUUUACAGUUUUAGAAUCAAAUAAAUACAAGCUUCUGACUAGAUUCUCUCUUGAUAGCAUGGAAAUAUCUAAAGGUACUGAUGUCAACGUAAAGAAGGCAAUGAAGGAUAUCGAAGCUCUAGAUGAAGAUCUAAACGUAUUGGCUCACAUCAGGGAACUAGUUGGGAAGCUGACUGUACCUCAUCAAGUGUUGGACGAUGUCGUCAGGGACUUGUCUGCUGGAAUAACGAAACAGAUAUUGGAUAAGCAGAACAAUGAUUCUUCGCUUAUUACUGUGGAGCUGACUGUCACUACUCCGGAGCAUGUGGACAAUCUUACUAUUCAGUUCCCUUCUCCUGAAAGAAGGGCCGUGUGGAGUGCUGCAUUUACCGAAGCAAAGCUAAAGCUAGGUCGUAAUCUACCACCAGAAUUGAAGAAAGCAUUACCUAUCAGAAAAACUCGCGCCGGACUUCAGUUCACUUGCGCAGCGGCAACCUUAGGCUGUAAUCAGCAGGGCCUACGCGAAGUUUGGGUCUGCAAUAGUGAUGGUUAUGUGGGACAAGUCUGUGUGCUUAGCUUACUGCCUGAGCCAACAGUCAUGUCUUGCAAUGGUGUGUGCAACGCACGCAUCCUUACUAUUGUCGCUGUUCCAGCAACUUGCUCUAUGAUUUCAGAUAAGUGUUCACCAGUAGAUCAAUGUUCACCAGUAGCUGAAGCUUCUGGAGGAAUAAGCAUUGAAGUAGAAGAAGUUGUAGAAGAAAGUAAUCAAGAACAAACCAAUAAUGGAAAUAUUCAGUUGGAUAGUGAUUCAAGUGAUGAUGAAGAUAAUAAUGAAGUGCCCGAUGAUGAAAAGAUAAAAGACGAACACAGAAAAAGAGGAAAUUCAAUACCUCGAGAAGAUGGCCAAGAUGAUAUGGAUUACAAUCAAGCCACAAUGUGGUUGGGCACUGAAGAUGGAUUUAUUCAUGUUUACCACUCUAGUGAUAAUAUUCGAACGAAAAAGAACAAAAUUAAAUUUCAACAUAAUGACUCCAUCCACUGCCUCAUAUAUUUUGAAAAUCAAGUAUUUGUGGCACUUUCAAAUGGAGACGUGUUCGUCUAUGAAAGAGACCCUUAUGGAGGUUGGAGUACCAGUGAACCCACCAAAAUCAAGCCUGGAGUUUUUUCUGCUCCAGUAACAGCAAUGUUGGCUGUAGAAGGAAAGAUGUGGUGCGGAUGCCAAAAUCUUGUCAAUGUUCUAAAAACUGACACUUUGGAGGUAGAGCAUACUUUCCCUGUUAGCAAUGACCCUUCACGCCAGGUCCUUUGCAUGGUGGUAACUGGCUUGGGUGUUUAUACUGUUGUAACCUCUAGUGCAAUUGUUCGACUCUAUCAUGCUAAAAGCUAUGUGCAUAUUAUGGAUAUAAAUGUUGCCCCUAUCGUGACUAAAACUUUAACUGCUGCCACUGAUGAUAUCAUUAAGCAACAUAAAUCGGCAUGUUUAAGAAUUACUGCGAUGCUUACCUGCAAAGAUUUGCUUUGGAUAGGGACGAGUGCAGGAGUUAUACUUACUGUACCUAUUUUCCCUGUUGCCUCUAAUACUACAACUUGUGAAGUCUCGCCUACUGUGAUUGCACUUCCUCAUGGGCAUACUGGGCAUGUUCGCUUUUUAACUUGUGUCGAAGCAACUCCUGGAGCACCAUUGGAUCCUGCUGGGAAUAACAAAGGUUCUGUCCGUUCAACUAAAUCAAAAGAAAAUGUGAAUGGGCGUCGUGCAUCUACCAGUGCUGCUUCUACUGUGAGUAAUAAAUUAUUAGUCAUCAGUGGUGGUGAUGGCUAUGAGGACUUUUCAUCUUCCUCAGGACUUAAUGAACAAGCUGGCCAUGAUGACAGCACCAACCAUUUGCUACUUUGGUAUGUGUGAUACUACACUUAGCCAAUAUCAGUCAUUCUGCCUGUGAUACAUUAUAUUAUUUGUUUUUAUGCCCAUAGCACUAUUCCAUGGUGAUAUUACAUACAAUACAUUAAGAGAUAUGUUAAAAAAUGCAUACAUAUAGAUAUAAAAGAAAAUAAAACUAUGAAAUGUGUGUGUAUGUUUCCUAUAUGUGAAAGUAGAAAAAGUUUUUCACAUAACAAUCUGAAAGAAAAAUUUAAAGAAAAAAAAAAUAUAAUGGAUUAUGUUUGUUAUAUCUACUUGAAUACUAAUCUUCACGUGAUGUAAAUCAUAAUAUAGUGUAAAAAUUAAAAUAAAAUUUUCUAUUUUAUAAUAAAAAAUGAAAAUCAUUGGAGUAUAUGAUUCUUUGUUCGAUUGCUUGCUCUAGAACUAAUUAAGAGUUAUCCAAUAUUGUAAAGUCUUUGAAGACACAUUUUUUAAAAAUUUCUCGUUUAAGAGAAUUUCAAAUAUCACCACUAUUAUUAUUAUGAAAAAUGCCAGUGAAAGCAACUGCAUUUGAAGGAUUAAAAGCUGGUUUGUUUGUUUUUUUAUUUCGAACGAGCGAAAUAUAAGAAAACAAAAUCUGUAUCAUCUUUCUUGUUAGUUAGAAUAACUAAGACUGGUUAUUUAGAGAUAUUUAGGGUUAAAGAAUCUAUUUCAGAAUUGUUUUAAAUAUGAUCUUACUUAUAGCAAUGGUCGCAUAAGAUGAUUCAAAUGACUCACAGAUUGAAUUAAUCAAAGAAAAUGAUUGAAAGAAGACUGAAAAGUUUCAAUAUCUUGAAUUAAUCUGACGUUCUAAAAUCGCCUAUUACCCAAAAGAAUAACCCCACCUUGUAUAUCAAAAAAUUUUUCUCCUAAAUGAGAGGUAAAUUUCAUAUACAAAAGUGCUUCAAGGUUAACUUCUGGUUUCGUUAUUAAUAUAAAUAUGCUUUUCUCUUGCCCCCCCCCUUUGAAAAAAUAUUGUAAGGAAUUCAGUUCAUGAAGAAUGUAAUAUUAUUGAUUUUUAAGCAGUCUUAAGAUUUCAUUGUUUUUUUUUAAUAUCAGAUAUUAUUCUUAAUUAACUAAAAGCUGUAUUUGAUUAAAUAUUUCCUGCCUUAAUUUCAGAAACUUAUAUUGUUUUCAGAAUUGACAAUGCUAUCUAAUUUUUGUUUUGGGGUUAAUGCUGUUAGAAUGUAGUUUUUAUGCAGUUAGAAUGUAGUAGCAGACAGUCCAGUUCGUUACCAAUUUGAUUUCACAGAUGCUGCUUUCCAAGGUUUUCCAUUUUUGUCACCAUGUUCAUUUAGUAUUGAAAAAUCUCAUGAAAAGAAUUCCUCUAUCCUCUUAUUAUGUUUGAUAAAACUGAAUAUCAUAAAACUUAUGUUAAUUUAUAAAUUAUUUGAGUUUGAAUUUAUUUGUUAGUUCACAUAUGCCCAUUCUAUGGACAGCUUUUUUAGGGGGGGGGGGAUGAUACCCAUUGGAGGUUAAAUUUAUCCUAUAAAUAUGCAUUUCUCAUGAUAAAUAUAAAUUAUUUGCAUUUUGAGAUUGAGAAACAGCGUUGGGAUCUCUUAAAAAUAUUUCGCUAUUCCUCCCCCAUUGUGAUAAAUUCAUUUUUACGUUUAAGCCACAUAUUAAUUUUUAGAUUGAUUAUGGAUGCACUUUUAAAUUUACUGUUGAUCGCAAACAUUAGUGUAAAGUCGCUUGUUUUUUAUGCCCUUUGCAAUUUAAAAGUGUAAUUUCCUGCUAAUUAUAAUGUUUAGUAUUACAUACGAAAGUGAGCAGCAAUUAUAGGUUCUUGAAAUUAGUAAAGAAAAUUGCCAUAUCUGUAAUUGCCACAAAUGAUGGCUAUGCUCAAAUUAUGCUAAAUUAAGUGGGGAUAUCUCUAAAAACAUAUCAAUUGCGCAUAGUGUCUUUGCCCUACAUAUCUAAAUGUUAUGUAUUUUUCUAACAAUAUUCAUUGAUAUAUUUACCUCUUAUUGAAGUAUGUUAUUUUUCAAUUCUAACUUUACACUUGCAACCUGUGAAUAAAAUUAACGUUAUUGCUAACGUUCUGACUUAGAUAUAUUUCCAGCUUAAAAAGUUACUUUUAAAGCUCUCUAAAUAAAGAGAGGGGAUGAUCAUAUUCUGUUUGUUCUGAUUUUAAAGAGAGUUAUUAUUAGAAUGAUAAUGUGAAGGUAUGGAUUUGAAAUAUAUAUAUACGUUGUUCUUUAAGAUUAUUGAUAAAAAGAUUAUAUAAUUCAUUAUAUAAUGGAAUGCAAUAUAUGAUCCCUAAAUGUAUCUAUUCCACCACUAUGUACUUAGUGCUUGGGCUUCUAAUGUUCUAAAAGAAUUGUCGAAUCCCAGGCAGACAUGAUUGCCCCUGAAAAUGUAAUGUUAUGGACUUGGUCCAGAUAUUUCUUUUUAUUUUUCGAUCUACGAAUGUAACGGGUAAAGAAGAGAAGCAGUAAUUUUAAAGUUCUAAGAUCUAUUUCGAGAUAUGACAUCUGAACUUCGAUCUGCAUGAGGCAGAAUAAAAGCCAGCUUUUUUUGUUUCUUGUGAUAAUUUUUGUGAUAAAUUAUGAAUAUUUUUUAAAUUCAGUUUGCUUUCAUAUAGUUGAUUUUUUUAAUAAACUGGCUGAGAUCAAAUAUCCGAAUGGAAUUAAAUGAUCAAAAAAUUUAUUUUCGUUUUAUUGGUUUUUUUUUCUUUUGUUUUUGAGCUGCUAAUUAUGUUCUAAUUAUAAAGUUCAUAUGUUCUGGUAGAUAUAUCAAAUAAGUUGUAUCAAUUAAUCUUAUGUUUCUAAGUUAUGAUUCUUCAUGUUCCAUAUGUGUAGAAAUAGAUAUGUGAUUAUAGAUAUAUGUGUUUGUGUAAAGCAGCCAUAGAAAUAGAAAGUUAUGUUUAAUGUGCAUUAGAAAAUGCUAAAUAUUGUUUGUGAAGCUUUGCACUUGAAAUCUAAUUAUUCCAAUUAAUAACUCUCAAUUUCAUUGAAAUAUAUGAAAGAUAUAUGUGGUCAUAUGUUUAUAUAAAGCUUAUAGGCAAAGGCAUGCUGUUGUCUGUGAUUCUGAAGGGUAUUAAGCUUGGUAUAUAUUCAAUGAGUGAUGAAUUCUAUGUGUAUGCAUUACAUUCUCACACUUUCUUGAAUAUAAGAAAAUGCUUAAUGGAUUGCUAAUGAAUGUUUGCACUAGAUUGCAUGCAAAUGUAAUGUAUAUUAGAGUGCACAGAAAGAAUAGUAAAGUUGUGAUUGAAUUGUCCAGUUUUUAAGAUUAUCAUCACACUAUUAUUCAAACAUUGUUGUACUUUUAAAAGUUUCUUUUUAGAUAUAUAUAAGUACAAAAAUUUGUUAUUUUAAAAAACGUGAGCAUUUUCGCAACCUUUUAACCAUAUUAUUUAUUUGACUAAAAUAUAUUUUAAUUUCUUCAAUUUUAACUGUCAGUAGAGCUGGUUUUAGAUGUCACAAUACACACUUAAAAUUGUUUUUUUUUUCAUUGUCAGAUAAUUAACUUCUAAAUUAUAAGAAAAGAAUAGCUCCGAUGUGGAUAUUUUUACUCGCGAGAACUGAGUUGUCCAAAAAGUUUUUCUUUCUCCAUUUGUAAAUAUAUCUUGUCCAUUCUCAUAUGCAUCUGUUACAAUGACAAGAUGCAAUAAUUUGGUGCAUUUGAAGUUGUUUCAAGACUUUUCGAUAUCAGAUUUUCAUACUGAAUAACAAUAAUCAGUAUAGAAUAGUAAUAAAAGAAUUGUAAGUGUCAGAGGAACAAGUACGAAGGUCAAAUAGAUGUGAUGGCUUUCUGUAAGCGCGGGCCCUACUUUUUGUAAUGCUUUUAAUUCAUUCUAAAAUCAGCUCUAAAGUAGAACAAUCUGACUCAAUUUUUGUUAUGAAACUGAAUUUCAUUGUAUUAAAUUAUUUUAUAAAUUGAUAAUUUUAUAUCAUUCCAUUUAGUUAAAAAAAUUACUCAAGAACAAUAUUAAAAUAAAAAUCGAUUUUGCGGUGAAAUUUUAACUAUGCUCACAUAAUUUUUCAAUUUUGUAAUGGAACUAACUUAAGGUCUACUGAUGAUUUUUGCUAAAUUUAUAACUAAAUAUUUAUGUUGUUUUCAUAAGAUUAAAUCUGUUUAUUAUCUUAUAUUUUACCAAUCAUUGAAAUGUGAAUGGUUUUCUAAUUUAAACAGAAAGAAAAAUUUGGGGUAUGCAACAUUUGGUGUAUGUAUAGUCUUGUUAAUCACGCAACAGAAUUUUUUAAAAUUAAAAAAGGAAAUCUUAAAAAUACCAGCUAAAAAAAUGUUUCAGAGAAACAUAGAUCCUAUAGCCAGGUGUAAUAAACAAUACAUCGAUUCUAUGUUUUCUAUCGCUUAACGUAAUUAAAACGCUACGUUUGACAAUUUAAGAGACUGCUUAAUAUUAAGAAUGUUAGAUUCUAUAUUAAGUAGUAAAGUAUUAUUACUCAUAUGAGAUCUUUGGAAUACGUAAAUAACAAACACGAAGGUAAUGAUUUAGUUACCUAAUGGAAAUCACUAAUAAAUUCUUUAACAAAAACAUUGGAAAUCAGAAUCAAACAAAAUUUUUAGAGUAGAUCAGUUUCAUAUCAAAAGAAAUUGCAUUAUCAUAUCUUUAAAAUGUAUUAUUUAUAAUCGUCAGGAGACAGUUGUUUGGAUUUCGCUAAUUCAAAUGGCUAUAGCUGAGACAUAUACUCGUUAAAUAAGUUUCGUCUAAUGACGACCAAGAUGCUACGUACCACUUUAUUUAUUAAUUUUAAUUAGAAAUUGAUAUAAAUUCCUUCUCUGCUUUCACCUCUUAGAACGGUGUGCUAAUUUGAAAUUUAUUCUAUAUCCAUCAGACGUAAGUAUUUUAAACUAUAUUAUGUAAAUCAAAAUCUUCAGUUGGAUGACAAAUGUAUUCAUAUUAUCUGUAAAUCUUAGAUUAAACCAUUCUAACUUUUACCUCUAUAGUUUAUCUGGGCUAACAUAAUAUUUUAAUAUUCUCUGUUAAUAAACGAUCCAGAGGCAGUUUAGAAUUGAUGGACUUCCCUAAUUCAGUCGGGCCCGCACUCGCAGAAAUUCCCACACUUCUGGUUGGCAUUCGUGUUUUGAUCUUUGGAUGAAUUAAUUCUUUGAUAAUCAUUGCUAGUAUUAUUAAAUUUAGAAUUGCUUCAAAAUUUUCUUGUAAUAAAUAUCCACAUCGGAUCUAUUUCACUUUUAAAAAAAUGACAAGAUAAAUGAAAAAAAUUAAAGAUGUCAAAAAAAUUCGUAAGUCCAUCAUAUUCUGAAACAGACCUUGAAGAUCGUUCUUUAUUUUAAAAUAAUAAUUCAUUUGUUCUCAAUAUUUGCAGUGAUAUUCGUCGUUUAAAUUAGAUUUUUGAAGCGUUUUUCAAAGGCUGUUCGAAAGUUACUUCAUUAGUAACUUUCUGUAUUAAUGCUUUAGAUUAUUCUCAUAUAGGUUUGUAACCUACGAACUUCUUGUAGGAAACAACACUCCAUUACUGAAAAUCUUUAUAAGAAAAGCAUUUUAUUUUCCAUAAAUCAUAAAAGCAGUCAUAUUCGCUUAAACAACAUUUAAAUGUUUAAUUUGAUGUAUUUUUAAAAAUGAAGUCUGUUUUUCUAUAUCCGUUUCAAAGCUUUCUGAUUAUUAAAUUUAGUAAAGUAAGAAAUGUUAACAUUUCUCUAUACUUUAUUAAAUUAAAAUAGCAUCUGGUAUGAUUCGCAUUGCAAAUAAUAUUUAAAAUCAAAUUGUUUUAAUUGUAAUCAUUUUAAUUGUUUAAUAUUAACUGGUGCUAAACUGUUGUUUGCUCGAUUUUUUUUCUUGUUCUUUGAGUAAUAUAAGCAUCUAUAAAUUCUAUAAAACAUGUUUAGAUUAAUAUUGUUAUAAAUAAAUGUUUAAAUUCCCUGUAUCAAGAUUGUAUAUUUGUUAAAAAAUGAAGCGUUAAAGGUUGUAAGAGUUUUAUUAAAAUGACGAUUUCAUAUUAUGUAGGAAAUAAAAUUUGACCCUAAUGGCCUAAAUAAGCAGAAUUCAUUUGAAGAAUUCACCUAAUAUUUUUUUAAAAAAAACUUUUACUGUAUUAAAAUAAAGAGUAAAAGUAAUUACGUUUUGUUUUCUCAUUACAAUGGAUUUUAAAAAAGGCCUUGAUUGUUGUUACCGAAACAUAAUUGAUAGAUUGAUUUAAAAUCAAAAUGUGGAUCAAAUUUGUGUUUAUCUUCAAAUGAAAAAAAAGUUUUAACAUUCCAUUUUCUGUUCUGUAUAAACUGAAAUUUCAGUCUGUUUAUUUUUUGAAAUGGACCACAACAUAAUAACUGUAUUAACAGAUUUGUUGGAGAUAUUGCCUGUAUAUUGAUUCUUUCCUAAUUAAAAAAUGUGCAGUCUGUUACUUGUUAUGUGUAUAUAAUAAUUCAACGUAUUAAUGUUAUUAAUUUUUAUCUUGUAAGAUAAUUAUAUAUUGAAUGUUGAGAUUCAGUUUAUUUGACUUACGUUGAUAUAGAAAUAAAAUGUUUGCAUAUGAAGCAACAUUUUACAGUUAAAUUUUUUUUUAAAUCCUUUUCCCUUUUAUUUCUAUUACAAAUGAGCUCCCAAAAACUGAAUUCCUCUAACAUGCUAUGUGAAUGAAUGUAGCUUCACAUAUCCGUGUUUUAAUUUUUUAAAAUAGAUUAAGGAAUUACGCAAGUAAAACCUUUAGACUAGAUCAGCAAGUUUGUAAUAUUAGAUCUGGUUUUCUUUCCACGAGUCACCAGAAUUUUUAUUUAUUUAAUCACCUUUUUUUGAGUACUUUAUUUCAUUUAAUAACAAAACCUGUAUGUUACCCUUUUAAACUUAUCCAAUGACUAAACUCCCAAAAGACUAUAUUUCUCAUUUUUUUUUCUCAAGAGCAUACCAACUUUGGUCCAUAUUCACGUAGAUUAGUUGUUUCUUGUUGUAGAAAUAGACUUUAUAUAAUUUGUAUUUCCGUAGUGUAUAGUUGUAUUUAUGUAACAUUAAGAAUAUUUCUGCUCUAUCAUGCUGGAUAUGUAUUGUGUAUGUUCAAUGUGCAUUGUUCAAUGGAUAGAAGUGUCUUUGUCAGGAAUGCGUUUUUGAAUAAUUUUAUAAGGUGAUAUCCAUAGAUUCGUCAAAACAGAAAAAAAAAUCCAUCUUUCUAUUUUAAAUUUAUAGUGAUAAUUUCUCAUCUUUGGUAUAUUAGUACAAUAAUCAUUCAAUGCUGAAUUUCUGUCAAAAAAUUAGUUUCGUCAUAUGUUUAUCUUCCAUGUUAAAAGAAAAGUAUAAACAUUUUUUUUAAUCCUUUUUUCUCAUUCUUGAAUCAGGAUCACCUUGGAUUAAUGCUUGUGAAUGCUUUUAGAAAUAUAAUUUAACUGCUAUACGCAUUUAUGCCAUUGAUCAAAUAAACACUUUUCAUGUGUAUCAGUCUUCUUGAGUUUGUAUAUAUUAAUUGUAUAUAUUUUCUCAAAUGCAUGUGAGGAAAAUAAUGAUUCAUUCUAAAACUUUCUAUCGUUUGGUAAUCAUUAUCAUUAUUUUGUGUCAUGUCAAUAUCUGCCUCCUUUUAAUUCAGUACUUCAAUAAAAAAUUUCUUAUUUCAAUAUGAUUUCCAAAACUUUUAUUGCAUGCUAUAUAUUUUGUCUGAAAACCUCUAUAUGUGACGUAUAUGUUAACUGGAACUAUCAUCUUAAAAGUUGUACUUCUACCAAAUUCCUUGUAGAAAUAUUGUUCACUUGCAUUUGUGUUAUUCAUCAAAUAAAUUAUGAA
Molecule: messenger RNA, 14194 nt
Organism: Argiope bruennichi
Lineage: Eukaryota; Metazoa; Arthropoda; Arachnida; Araneae; Araneidae
Product: rho guanine nucleotide exchange factor 17-like
Exons: 31
Coding region: 304-6513 (2069 amino acids)
Biological process (GO): actin cytoskeleton organization; intracellular signal transduction
Molecular function (GO): protein binding; guanyl-nucleotide exchange factor activity
Source: RefSeq, a predicted model, not a curated record